Ornithodoros turicata is the source of this 1494-nucleotide messenger RNA. RefSeq lists its product as uncharacterized. The coding region runs from base 59 to 1399 and encodes 446 amino acids. Lineage: Eukaryota; Metazoa; Arthropoda; Arachnida; Ixodida; Argasidae. The record is from RefSeq and is a predicted model, not a curated record. The transcript has 8 exons.
GGUGCAUUCUGAAGUGUUUCAUCAACUAGCACACGCAUUCCGACAGCAGUUCUUCAGGAUGAUGCGAAUCAUCUUCACAAACCUAAUUUCUCUAUCAUUACUUCCCCGGCACGCCGUGUCCACCUCGAGCGAUUUUGAGGUGCAUGAAUUCGGCUUCAUGAACAAGUCGGCUCUGUACCUGUGGAGCCGAAAGUCGCUUCCGGUCGAAGACAAGUUGUGCCUCUGCUUCGGCCCCUCUCGAACCAUGAAGCGCCACUUCGAUGCCUCCAACUGCACUCGACAGCGUAAGGGGUCAGUCUGCAUGGUACGCCAGUGGAACUUGGGCGACACAAGAUGGCGAUGGGAAUGUCUUGCUUGGCUUUCCAUGACCAAGGCACCCGAGCAUCAUCGUCCCUCAUAUCGAAAUCCUUCAACCAUGGAUCCCUCGAGGAUCCGAUGCAAAGUCGUGGAAAAUACAACGACGGACCUCCUGGGUGAUUUUCCCGGAAACACUCACCUCACCUUCUGCAGCAUGAAGUUCUGUUCUCAGUGCAGUGGAGGUUUCAGCAAAACCGCUUACUGCACCUCUGUCCUGACAAGAGACAAACAGCUAGCUUUCGAAGCUACUGCGACGUCCGACUUCCUCGUUGAAGUGAAAUGGAGUCCGACCCACGCUGAAAACAGGAGUUUCGUGGUGAAGGUGUGCGCGUCGGAGAGUGGAUGCUACACAAAUUGCUUUCGAGAACAUGUCUUGGGAGCACAAGGGCGUUAUGAAGUUCCUGCCGACCUCUGGAGCUUCAAACUCUCCCUGUAUGUAUAUCGACCGGACGGAGUUCUACUGUUCCAGAAAAAGUUCCGUAGCAGAAGGCUGGCCCCUGAUAAGCCCUGCUUCUCGACGGCCGUUGUGAAGAGUUGGAGUAAUCUACGGCUGUACUGGUGGCCGCACGAUGACGCUUGCGACGGGUACCUUGUGUCCUGGUGCAACCACAAACUGGCUGGUUCGUCGCAAUCCAUAAUGAUGGACCCAUUUUCUGAUGACCGCUGCGUUAUGGAAGUCAAGGGUUAUUCGUUAUCGCUGUACAGGAUGCACGCUUUCGCAUCCUAUUUGUUUACCAUACGAGCCUAUCGUUGGGUCGACGGGAAUCGGUCCGAGCGUCUCCUCAGCAGACCGCACCAAACACACCAAGUUACGAUGAUCAGUCCCGACUUUGUUCCUAUCUCCGUACUGCUUACCAUUGCCCUGUUGGCUCUCAUGGUUACUCUUCUUGGCAGACUACCGAAUGUUUCACUAAGCAGGCAUCGGCUACAAUUAUCACCCGCAAAUCGUUUCGAAGAAAACGGUGCAGGAAUGCAGAGGCCUUUUCAUGAGAGACAGAUUCCUCCCAUCGUUCUUAGACGCCAUUCUCGCGGAGAUUUCUAGCGCCUCACUUGUGGUGCCAGCCUAUGGUAGCCGACUGCACGACUUGUGGCGUACCAUACGCUUAUGUUACUAGGCGUCCGUGGAGAAUAUGCAGU